Chroicocephalus ridibundus (black-headed gull) is the source of this 3753-nucleotide messenger RNA. RefSeq names its product dishevelled segment polarity protein 3 (gene DVL3). Bases 109 to 2352 code for a protein of 747 amino acids. Gene Ontology annotation, biological process: intracellular signal transduction; canonical Wnt signaling pathway. Gene Ontology annotation, cellular component: cytosol. The record is from RefSeq and is a predicted model, not a curated record. NCBI's taxonomy places the organism in Eukaryota, Metazoa, Chordata, Aves, Charadriiformes, Laridae. Gene Ontology annotation, molecular function: frizzled binding. The transcript has 17 exons.
GCUGGGGCCAGGGCCGAGGCGGCGGCCGGGGGCGGCGGGCCGCGCCGGGCCGGGGGCGGCGGGGCCGAGGCGGAGCGGGCGGAGGCCUGGCGGCCGGGCAGGGGCGCCAUGGCGGCGGCCGAGACGAAGAUCAUUUACCACCUGGACGAGCAGGAGACGCCGUACCUGGUGAAGCUGCCGAUCCCGGCCGAGCGCGUCACCCUCGGCGACUUCAAGGGCCUCCUCAACCGCCCCAACUACAAGUUCUACUUCAAGUCCAUGGACGACGACUUCGGGGUGGUGAAAGAAGAAAUCUCAGAUGACAAUGCCAAGCUUCCCUGCUUCAAUGGCCGGGUGGUGUCGUGGCUGGUCUCUGCAGAGGGUUCCCAUUCGGAUGCUGGCUCGGUCUGUGCCGAUAACCAAACAGAGCUGCCACCCUCCAUGGAGCGCACGGGAGGAAUCGGAGACUCCAGGCCCCCCUCUUUCCACCCUAACACUGGGGGGAGUCGGGAAAACUUGGACAAUGAGACAGAGACGGACUCGGUGGUGUCGUCACAAAGGGAACGACCUCGUCGGAAAGAUGGGCCUGAGCAUGCACCCAGGGUGAAUGGGACAGUGAAGGGAGAGCGACGCCGAGACCUGGGCGGGUAUGAGAGCUCCUCCACACUCAUGAGCAGUGAGCUGGAGACCACCAGCUUCUUCGAUUCAGAUGAAGACGACUCCACCAGCAGGUUUAGCAGUUCGACAGAGCAAAGCAGUGCUUCCCGUCUAAUGAGGAGGCACAAGCGACGCCGGCGGAAACAGAAGGCUCCACGCAUUGAGCGGUCAUCGUCCUUCAGCAGCAUCACAGACUCCACCAUGUCCCUGAACAUCAUCACAGUCACACUGAACAUGGAGAAAUACAACUUCCUGGGCAUUUCUAUUGUGGGACAGAGCAAUGAGCGUGGGGAUGGAGGCAUUUACAUUGGCUCCAUCAUGAAGGGUGGUGCUGUGGCAGCUGACGGCAGGAUUGAGCCAGGAGACAUGCUUUUGCAGGUAAAUGACAUCAACUUCGAGAACAUGAGCAACGAUGAUGCUGUGCGGGUGCUGAGGGAGAUUGUGCACAAGCCGGGGCCCAUCACCCUGACAGUGGCCAAGUGCUGGGACCCCAGCCCGCGGGGCUGCUUCUCGUUACCCAGGAGUAAGUGGAUAGCUGACCCACCCUUAACGCUGGUGCCCAGCUCAUUUGCUCCCCAGCGGAUCUGGGCUGGGCCAGACUCUCCAUGCUCCGAUCCGGGUGAGCCCAUCCGGCCCAUUGACCCGGCAGCCUGGGUGUCUCACACGGCAGCGAUGACUGGCACCUACCCAGCGUACGGUAUGAGUCCAUCCAUGAGCACAAUCACUUCCACCAGCUCCUCCAUCACCAGCUCCAUCCCAGAGACCGAACGCCUCGAUGACUUUCACCUGUCCAUCCACAGCGACAUGGCCACCAUUGUCAAAGCCAUGGCCUCACCAGAGUCAGGCCUGGAGGUGCGUGACCGCAUGUGGCUGAAGAUCACCAUCCCCAAUGCCUUCAUUGGUUCAGAUGUUGUGGAUUGGCUCUAUCACCAUGUGGAGGGCUUUACAGACCGUCGUGAGUCCCGCAAAUAUGCCAGCAAUCUGCUGAAGGCUGGCUACAUCCGACACACCGUGAACAAGAUCACCUUCUCGGAGCAAUGUUAUUACAUCUUCGGGGACCUCUGUGGAAACAUGGCUAAUCUGUCUCUCCACGAUCACGAUGGUUCCAGCGGCGCCUCCGAUCAGGACACUUUGGCUCCACUCCCCCACCCAGGAGCUGCACCCUGGCCUAUGGCUUUCCCGUAUCAGUAUCCACCGCCUCAUCCAUACAACCCCCACCCCGGCUUCCCUGACCCGGGCUACAGCUACGGAGGGGGCAGUGCAGGCAGCCAGCACAGCGAAGGGAGCCGGAGCAGCGGUUCCAAUCGCAGCGGCAGCGAGAGGAGGAAGGAGAGAGAGAAGACCGGGGAGUCCAAGUCAGGCGGCAGCGGGAGUGAGUCGGACCACACCACGAGGAGCAGCAUGCGGCGCGAGCGCGCGGCCAGCGAGCGCUCGGUGCCGGCCAGCCAGCACAGCCAGCGCAGCCAGCACUCCCUGGCUCACAGCAUCCGCAGCCACCACAGCCAGCAGUCGUAUGGGCCGCCCGGCCUCCCCCCUCUCUUCAGCCCCCCCAUGUUGCUGAUGCCUCCACCGCCUUCAGCCAUGGGCCCCCCUGGGGCGCCGCCGGGCCGUGACCUGGCCUCUGUGCCCCCCGAACUGACGGCCAGUAGACAGUCCUUCCGAAUGGCCAUGGGCAACCCCACAGCAAAGAAUUACGGGGUGUUUGACUUUCUCUGAGCCUGCCGCCCGUAGGGGGGAGAGCUGGAGCGUGGCGUGGCCCGACAGGAGGACACGGAGCUCCAAGGGCGCUGGGCACACAUGGCGCUGAAGAUGGCUUCUUUCCUCCCCCUUGCGGAAGACUCCCUGCCCUUCCCGCAGCCCCGAGAGGGGAGCAGGGACCAGCCUUAUAUAUGCGUUUUAAAUCCCAUUGUAGUUGCCUUUUGGCUAAUGCAUGAAUGUUCCAGGGCUUCAGUGCCUCCGGGGAGUGGAGAGAUGCUGCCACUUCCCUCUUGCCUCCCAUCUCUUGCCCACACAUUGGGCCAGGUGCAAGCCUGGCACUGCCCCAUGGCAGAACCCUCCUUCCCCUUGCCUGGGCCGCCAGUCCCGGGGCUGGGGCUGUCCCUCUGUGUUCAGCCUGGAGCGGCGGAGGGUGCCUGCACAGUCUUGUGCUACUCGGGGCCCUGCCCUGGGGUACUCGGGGGGGAUUUAAGGGCAGAGUUCCGCUCCCUCUGUCCUGCUCUUUGCCCUUCUGCUUGCGACACUUUGCCCUUCUGCUGCCCAUCCCGUUUGUAGGGGCUGUCCCGUUCCUGGGGCUGGGUGGCAGCUGUGGCCUUCUCCCUUGUGUGGCUGCUCAGCAAUGUGACGUCUUCAAGGGCCUGGAUGGCAUUAGAGGGACACAAAUGGUUCACUUGCGCUCUUUGGGGAAAGGUCCUAUGAGGGGCCCGAGUCUGCCUCCCCCUCUGCCCAGCGCCAAGCGUGGCCGGCCGGGCUGCUGGGAGGGAUGAGGCGCUGGGACGGAGCUGGGACAGUCCUGCUCCCUCUGGGCUGGGAACGGUGUCAGCAGGAGCUCCCCAGGGAGGGUGGCUUCAGCCUGGACUGCGGCCUCUGGGCUGGGAGCCUGCAGAGGUGUCAGGACAGUUGAGUCCAUUUGCUCUGGCGCUCCCGGCCCUUUUUCCUUUCUUGUCUGGGUACUUGGGGACAUGCCUCGGGCUGGGGGCAGCCCCUUCCCCGUACCCGGGGCCAAGCACGGUACAGUACAGACACGCUCGACCCUCGGUGCUGGGUCGCCGUGGCUUUCUCUGCAAGCGUCGCCACCUUUCGUCUGUUGUGUUUGCAGUUUUUAUACGCUGGAGAUUAAAUGCGUUUUGCCUCUCGGGGGUCUGCGUUGCCCCUGCAGCCCCUCUGCCAUGGGUUCAUCUCCCCAUGACUCCCUGAUGCCUCUCCUCCCCCUGCCCGCGCUCUGCCAGCCUCCCGGCCCCUGUCUCGGCUGCUGCCUGUCCCCAUUCUCCCCCCUGCCCCGCGAUGGCACCCAGCCGCCUCCCCAGCCACCGCUCAUGCCCUUGCCCUACCCUGCCCGCUGGGUUUUAUAAAAACAAAACCAAUCUCCUUGUUUUUAUUUAUAAACAUAGUUUUAUUGGA